CGACUGACAGGCACGCUUCCGCCCUGCGCUCCGCCCUUCAGCCUCUGCUGGCCGCCAAUUGGCUGGACCGCUUGGGUCGCAGCGCUGAUUGGCGGCUUGUGCUUGGGCGGGCGCUACAAGCAGGGAGCUCGCGCUCCGCCGCCUUCACCUCCCGAGGGCGAGCCGCGCGCAGAGCCGCGGAAAGGGCGCCGGGCCAGGGGCCCGCCUGGGCCGGGACGCCCCGAGCGAGCGCGAUGAGCGCCGGCGCCGUGAGCCCGCGCCUGUGCCCCGAGCAGAGCGCCGCGGGAGACCAGGGCAGCGCGCGGCGGGGGGCCACGGCCGAGGAUGCGUUCAAGGACAUUUCCGUGUACUUCUCCAAGCAAGUGUGGGCGGAGAUGGGAGACUGGGAGAAGAGCCGGUACCGGAACGUGAAACGGAACUACGAAGCGCUGCUUACCAUCGGGCUCAGGGCGCCUCGGCCGGCCUUCAUGUGCCACCGCAGGCGGGCCAGCAGACGCCGGGACGAGGACGCCGAGGACUCGGAUGAGGAGUGGACGCCAAGGCAGCAAGUCAAACCUUCUUGGGUGGCCUUCAGAGUGGAACAGAGUAAACAACAGAAGAGAAUGCGCACGGCACCAUUAAGUAAUGAAUCCAGAUUGAAGGAAUUGUCAGGAACAGCAAAAUUGCUGAAGACAAGUAGCUCUGAACAGGUCCAGAAACCAGUGUCUCCUCUUGGAGAAGCAAGUUCCUCUGAACAGCACUCUAGACGAAAAUUGGAACUCAGGAGAAAGGAGGUUGGAGUGAAGAUGUACAGCCUACGAGAAAGAAAGGGCCAUGCAUACCAAGAGGUCAGCGAGCCACAGGAUGACGACUACCUCUAUUGUGAGAAUUGUCAGAAUUUCUUCAUUGACAGCUGUGCUGCUCAUGGGCCCCCUAUAUUUGUAAAGGACAGUGCAGUGGACAAGGGGCAUCCCAACCGCUCAGCCCUCACUCUGCCCCCUGGGCUAAGAAUCAGACCAUCGGGUAUCCCUGAGGCUGGGCUUGGCGUAUGGAACGAGGCGUCUGAUCUGCCAUUGGGUCUGCACUUUGGCCCCUAUGAGGGCCAGAUCACAGAAGAUGAAGAGGCAGCCAACAGCGGAUACUCCUGGCUGAUCACCAAAGGGAGAAACUGCUACGAGUAUGUGGAUGGAAAGGAUAUAUCUUGGGCCAACUGGAUGAGGUAUGUGAACUGUGCCCGGGAUGAUGAGGAGCAGAACCUGGUAGCCUUUCAAUAUCACAGGCAGAUCUUCUACCGAACCUGCCGGGUUGUCAGGCCGGGCUGUGAACUGCUGGUCUGGUACGGGGACGAGUACGGCCAGGAGCUGGGCAUCAAGUGGGGCAGCAAGUGGAAGAGAGAGCUCACGGCAGGGAGAGCAGAACCAAAGCUAGAGAUCCAUCCAUGUCCCUCCUGCUCUCUGGCCUUCUCCAGUCAGAAAUUCCUCAGCCAACAUGUGGAACGCAAUCACCCCUCUCAGAUCCUCCCAGGAACAUCUGCAAGAAAUCACCUCCAACCAGAGGAUCCCAGCCCAGGUGACCAGAAUCAGCAGCAGCAACACUCUGAUCCACACAGCUGGAAAGACAAAGCUCACAGUCAAGAGGUCAAAGAAAGGUCCAAACCUUUGCUUAAAAAGAUAAGGCAGAGGAGGAUUCCACGGGCCUUUUCCUACCCACCCAAAGGACAAAUGGAGAACUUCAGGAUGCGUGAGAGAAUAAUGGAGGAAAAGCCCAGUAUAGGCCGGAAAGUGAAUCCAGAGGACACAGGCAAAUUAUUCCUGGAGAUGAGAAUGUCAAGAAAUGUAAGAGUCCAAUAUGGAGGGUGUGGGCGAGGCUUCAAUGACAGGGCAAGUCUUAUCAAGCACCAGAGGACACACACAGGGGAGAAGCCCUAUGUUUGCAGGGAGUGUGAACAAGGCUUUACACAGAAGUCAAGUCUCAUCGCACACCAGAGGACACACACAGGGGAGAAGCCCUAUGUUUGCAGGGAGUGUGAACAAGGCUUUACACGGAAGUCAAGCCUCAUCGCACACCAGAGGACACACACAGGGGAGAAGCCCUAUGUUUGCAGGGAGUGUGAACAAGGCUUUAGUGUGAAGUCAAAUCUCAUCAGGCACCAGAGGACACACACAGGGGAGAAGCCCUAUGUUUGCAGGGAGUGUGAACAAGGCUUUAGUGUGAAGUCAAAUCUCAUCAGGCACCAGAGGACACACACAGGGGAGAAGCCCUAUGUUUGCAGGGAGUGUGAACAAGGCUUUACACAGAAGUCAAGUCUCAUCGCACACCAGAGGACACACACAGGGGAGAAGCCCUAUGUUUGCAGGGAGUGUGAACAAGGCUUUAGUGUGAAGUCAAGUCUCAUCGCACACCAGAGGACACACACAGGGGAGAAGCCCUAUGUUUGCAGGGAGUGUGAACAAGGCUUUAGUGUGAAGUCAAAUCUCAUCAGGCACCAGAGGACACACACAGGGGAGAAGCCCUAUGUUUGCAGGGAGUGUGAACAAGGCUUUAGUGAGAAGUCACAUCUCAUCAGGCACCAGAGGACACACACAGGGGAGAAGCCCUAUGUUUGCAGGGAGUGUGAACAAGGCUUUAGUGUGAAGUCAAAUCUCAUCAGGCACCAGAGGACACACACAGGGGAGAAGCUCUAAUUUUGCAGAGAGGGUAAGUGAGUGAUUACCGAUAAAUCACGUCUCAGCCCCAAGAGGACAAAUGUAGCCACCACACACACUCCAUACUCCAGCUCCAACGGGGGCUUCAGAGGAAGUCUACUGACCCCUUACAUUCGCAAAAGUGUAAUGAGUGCAGAAAUCACCAGUUAAACAAGUCUUCCACUUUGAUGACAAGAGAUGAGGUAGACAAAUAGGAGAGUACCUUCAGUGCUCUGAGGAUGUUGAUUCCAAUCCCCUCCAUGGUUUCUGGGCCUCCUGUUCUAAUAAAUGUUAUU
Molecule: messenger RNA, 2959 nt
Organism: Equus caballus (horse)
Lineage: Eukaryota; Metazoa; Chordata; Mammalia; Perissodactyla; Equidae
Source: RefSeq, a predicted model, not a curated record